GAGAGAGAGAGAGAGAUGUCGAAGGCACGAACAGUUGGGAUUGGCAUGGACUACUCACCCACAAGCAAAUCGGCUCUGAAGUGGACGAUCGAUAAUUUGAUAGAAGCUGGAGAUCGAAUCAUCAUAAUUCAUGUUCAAUCUCCGAAGGCUGAUCCUACCAACAAGCAGCUCUUUGCAGACACUGGAUCACCUUUGAUACCUCUUGAAGAGUUCAGAGAGAUUAGUGUGUCCAAGCAAUAUGGACUUACCCCUGAUCCUGAGGUUCUUGAUAGGCUUGAUACAGUUUCCAAAGCCAAAGGGGCAAAGGUAGUGGCGAAGGUAUACUGGGGGGAUCCAAGGGAGAAGCUGUGUGAUGCUGUGGAACUUCUCAAACUUGAUUCAAUUGUUGUGGGGAGCAGAGGCCUGGGAGUCAUUAAAAGGGUGUUGCUUGGGAGUGUCAGCAAUUAUGUGGUGCAAAAUGCAACAUGCCCUGUCACGGUGGUGAAGGGGACACUACCGCCGUCCAAGCCAACCAGGCAUGUGCUAAUUGAUUAGCAAUUGAAUUACAAGAAAUAUAAGCCUUGGGAUAUGAUCAAGCUUAGUAGAUAAAGUUUUUAUGUGUGUGUUGGUUUGUAUUUUCCCUUUGGAUUUCAAGCCAUUAGUAUUGUUUUUUGGGCUUUGAGAUCAUUAUAGCUUUGUCCCUAUGUCAUUAUCUAUUGGUGGGGUUGCUCACUUAUUAGUGGUGCAUGAUUCCCCAAGAAAAAAUUGAAGAGUAAAUAUAUCGGAGGAGAUGUCAAUUCUCUCAUCGAUUAUGUUCUGAACAUUUGUGGAUAUUUAUAAAUCAUGAUUGUUAGGUGGCAACCUUUUGGCUGUUCAAUAUGUUUUUGUUGUAAUAUUUACUCCUCUGAGGUUCAUUUUUUCCUGUUACAAAAUUUUUCGGAAGUCCCCAAUGAAUUGACUUAUUU
This is a messenger RNA of Ilex paraguariensis (yerba mate), 944 nucleotides long. NCBI's taxonomy places the organism in Eukaryota, Viridiplantae, Streptophyta, Magnoliopsida, Aquifoliales, Aquifoliaceae. The record is from the annotation of a GenBank genome assembly.